AUGGAUGGUAUCAAGGGAUCAAAGAAAUCAAUCGAGAGUAUUGGGAUAAAUGGUUGGUCAUGCGCUGACGGCCAUGUCUACAGGAUCGGAGACGAACCCUACACGCUGGGAUUGUUCGAUACUGCCGGUCAGGAGGAUUACGACAGACUGCGCCCCCUCUCCUACCCUCAGACCGAUGUCUUCCUCGUCUGCUUUAGCGUCACAUCACCCGCCUCUUUCGAGAACGUCCGCGAGAAAUGGUUUCCCGAGGUACAUCACCAUUGCCCCGGUGUCCCCUGCCUUAUCGUCGGCACUCAGGUGGAUUUGAGAGAAGACCCGAGCGUGCGCGAGAAGCUUUCUAAGCAAAAGAUGUCCCCCGUACGGAAAGAGGAUGGCGAGCGUAUGGCGAAGGAUUUGGGAGCGGUCAAAUAUGUCGAAUGCAGUGCUUUGACCCAGUAUAAACUGAAGGAUGUUUUUGAUGAGGCAAUCGUUGCGGCUCUGGAACCCCCCGCCCCGAAGAAGAAGUCGCACAAGUGCCUUCUCCUCUGA
This is a messenger RNA of Colletotrichum truncatum, 528 nucleotides long. RefSeq names its product cell division control protein 42. Gene Ontology annotation, molecular function: GTPase activity; protein kinase binding; GTP binding. NCBI's taxonomy places the organism in Eukaryota, Fungi, Ascomycota, Sordariomycetes, Glomerellales, Glomerellaceae. Gene Ontology annotation, biological process: endocytosis; establishment or maintenance of cell polarity; Cdc42 protein signal transduction. The record is from RefSeq and is a predicted model, not a curated record.